UCUGCCCGGACACUGAUGGCGUGCUGGCAGGUCUCACCCCCCAUUGGGUGGGGCGAUCCCGGACAACCAAUCAGCGCCGCCGAGGGCACUGGUUAUAAAGUCCACGCAACCGCAGGACUCAAUUACGGAUCCCAGAUGGGGGCCACAGUGCCCCACACGCUGCUCCUGCUGCUGGCGGCUGCCCUGGCCCCGACCCAGACACAUGCGGGCUCACAUUCCCUGCGGUAUUUCAAAACCGCGGUGUCCCGGCCCGGCCUCGGGGAGCCCCGGUACAUCACUGUCGGCUACGUGGACAACACGCAGUUCGUACGCUUCGACAGCGAUGCGGAGAAUCCGAGAUACGAGCCGCGCGUGCCGUGGAUAGAGCAGGAGGGGCCGGAGUAUUGGGAGCAGAACACACAGAAAUCCAAGAACAAAGAGCAGAUUUACCGAGUGAGCCUUAGGAACACGCUGCGCUACUACAACCAAAGCGAGGGCGGCUCUCACACAAUCCAGCACGUGUCUGGCUGUGACGUGGGGUCGGACGGGCGACUCCUCCGAGGGUACAUGCAGUACGCCUACGACGGCCGGGAUUACAUCUCCCUGAACGAAGACCUGGAAACGUGGACGGCGGCGGACAUGGCGGCGCAGAUCACAAAACGCAAGUGGGAGCAGACUGGUUUUGCAGAGAGACAGAGGGCCUACCUGGAGGGCACGUGCGUGGAGUGGCUUCGCAAAUACCUGAAGCUCGGGAAGGAGACGCUGCUGCGCACAGAUCCCCCAAAGGCACAUGUGACCCAUCAUCCCAGAGCUGAAAGUGAUGUCACCCUGAGGUGCUGGGCCCUGGGCUUCUACCCUGCUGACAUCACCCUGACCUGGCAGUUGAAUGGGGAGGACCUGACCCAGGACAUGGAGCUUGUGCAGACCAGGCCUUCAGGGGAUGGAACCUUCCAGAAGUGGGCAUCUGUGGUGGUGCCUCUUGGGAAGGAGCAGAAUUACACAUGCCAUGUGCAACAUGAGGGGCUGUCUCAGCCUCUCACCCUGAGAUGGGAGCCUCCUCCAUCCACUGAAUCUAACAUGGUGAUCAUUGCUGUUCUGGGUGUCCUUGGUUCUGUGGCCAUCAUUGCAGCUGUGGUGGCUUUUGUGAUGAAGAGGAGUAGAAACACAGGUGGAAAAGGAGGGAACUAUGCUCCAGCUCCAGCAUGAAGACAGCAGCCUGGAGUGGACUGAGUGACAGAGGAUGUGUUCAGGUCUCUCCUGUGAUGUCGAGAGCCCUCAGUUCUCUUUAGACAACACUGUCUGAUGUUCCCUGUGAGCCUGUGGGCUCAAUAUGAAGAACUGUGGAGCCCAGUCUACCCUUGCACACCAGGACCCUGUCCCUGUACUGCCUGUGUUCCUUUCCACAGCCAACCUUCCUGGUCCAGCCUGGCAGGGGAUGGGAAAUAUCCUGUUAGCUCCAUGGUGCCCGAGCUACUACUUCUCACUUCCACGCUGAAAAUAAGAAUCUGAAUGUGAACUCCUUGACCUGACCAGUUCAGUGGUGGGUUAAUUAAGGGACUGAGGAUACUCAAGAGUAUUGUGGAGGAAAUAAAUGGUAGCAUGGAGAACCUUCCAGAA
Molecule: messenger RNA, 1596 nt
Organism: Grammomys surdaster
Lineage: Eukaryota; Metazoa; Chordata; Mammalia; Rodentia; Muridae
Product: H-2 class I histocompatibility antigen, D-B alpha chain-like
Exons: 7
Coding region: 16-1185 (389 amino acids)
Biological process (GO): antigen processing and presentation of endogenous peptide antigen via MHC class I via ER pathway, TAP-independent; positive regulation of T cell mediated cytotoxicity; antigen processing and presentation of endogenous peptide antigen via MHC class Ib
Cellular component (GO): external side of plasma membrane
Molecular function (GO): signaling receptor binding; peptide antigen binding
Source: RefSeq, a predicted model, not a curated record